AUGUGGUUUCACAUGUCAUAAUCAACCGUGUAUCUAUUAUAUCUAUAUAUAUAAUAUAUAUUCUCUACCUCGUUUCAAUUUGGAGGUCAGAGAAUUAAAUAAUAAUAAUAACAAUAAUAAUAAUAAUGGCCAAAGUAUUUCCAAACGCACCGUCGGCGCCGCCGCCGGAGUCCUGCAAUCGCGGCCAAGCUGCGGCGGAGUCUGUUCUCCUCACCGUCUGGAAGAAGUCGUUGCUCUUCAAUGGCGACGGAUUCACAGUCUUCAACGCCGCCGGCGACCUCGUCUACAGAGUAGACAAUUACAUCACCGGAAAAAAGGGGGAAAUAAUACUCAUGGACGCCCUAGGUUCGCCUCUUCUAACAAUUCGCCGAAAGAGGCUUAGCCUAGAAGAUACCUGGCUGGUGUUCGACGGCGAAUCCGCCGAUCUCCGGCGGUUUACGGCGAGGAAAACAUUGAAGCUGCUCAAUUCUAAUUGCUUAGCUGAAGUUACCUUCUUCGAUGGCGGAGGGAGGAGGAUGAACGAACCGCGGUUCAAAGUCGAAGGAUCGUACGAGCGGCGGCGCUGCGCGGUUUACGACGAGAAGCGGCGGCGCGUGGCGGAGAUUAAGCCGAAGGAGGCUUCGGUUCGAGGAGUUUCCAUUGGCACCGAGAUCUUCCAUCUGGCGGUUACCGCGGAAAUGGAAACCGCUUCAGCCAUGGCUAUCGUCAUCCUCCUCGAUCAGAUGUUUGAGCCUUUGCCUUCGCGGCGGCUUCUGCUGAAUUGAAUCGACAUUUUUUUUUUUUCUCCGCGCCGUAUCUGAAUUUUAGUAAUCGGUGGAUUUGAGUUCUGUUCGCUCUCCAUUUUCGAAUCUCGAGCAGAUCUGGAACUUGCUUGUGAAGGAGAUUUGUCUGGAGCAGGGAGGAAUUAUUGAUCGAAUCGAAUUGGUUUGUGAAGGACUAAUGCUCGAUAAAGUACGAAUUAUCCUCUUGA
Messenger RNA from Andrographis paniculata, 970 nucleotides. RefSeq names its product protein LURP-one-related 8-like. Bases 126 to 764 code for a protein of 212 amino acids. The transcript has 2 exons. Lineage: Eukaryota; Viridiplantae; Streptophyta; Magnoliopsida; Lamiales; Acanthaceae. The record is from RefSeq and is a predicted model, not a curated record.